Erythranthe guttata (spotted monkey flower) is the source of this 1597-nucleotide messenger RNA. RefSeq names its product Transmembrane amino acid transporter family protein. NCBI's taxonomy places the organism in Eukaryota, Viridiplantae, Streptophyta, Magnoliopsida, Lamiales, Phrymaceae. Gene Ontology annotation, cellular component: vacuolar membrane. Gene Ontology annotation, molecular function: L-amino acid transmembrane transporter activity. The record is from RefSeq and is a predicted model, not a curated record. Gene Ontology annotation, biological process: amino acid transmembrane transport.
GCCAAGCAUCACCUGUGACAACUGUUAAACAUAACUUGUGACCAAAAUAAAUAAAUAAAAAAAAAAAAAAUGAAAAAGGAAAAAAAUUGAUAAUCGUAGCAGAUUGAAAUGUACUUGGCAAUAGCAAUAAAUCAAAAAUCAGAAAUCAUCAUACCAACUCUUUUUUGGAAGUAGACAGAAAUCAGAAAAAAAAAACAAACACAGAGUUUGGGGAUCUCUGAACGUACUCUUCAAUGAAGCCGGGAGAGGAAACUGACGGCGGCGUUACAACCAUCGGAGUACCUCUCUUGGCCGCCGGCAAUGGGGCGGCGGAGUCUGCUCAUCACGCGCCUAUUUCUGGCGGCGGCUCAACGUCUUUCUUCAAAACCUGCUUCAACGGCCUCAAUGCUUUAUCAGGUGUAGGAAUAUUAUCUAUACCAUAUGCACUAUCAUCAGGUGGAUGGUUAAGCUUAAUACUGUUCUUCCUUAUCGCGGGCUGCACUUUCUACACGGGCUUAUUAAUCCAAAGAUGCAUGGACAUGGAUCCGAAUAUACGAACUUAUCCAGAUAUCGGUUAUCGGGCAUUCGGCCCCACAGGAAAAGCCCUUGUCUCCAUGGCAAUGAAUGUCGAACUGUUUUUGGUAGCCACCGGUUUCUUGAUUCUCGAAGGAGACAACUUGCAUAAUUUAUUUCCGAACAUUGAAUACGAAAUCGGUGGGAUUUUAAUUAGUGGAAAACAAAGCUUUAUUGUCAUAGUUGGUUUGGUAAUGCUGCCGAGUGUCUUGUUGGAUAAUAUGACCGUUCUUUCUUACAUCUCGGCUACUGGAGUUGUGGCUUCUUUCGUACUCAUUGGCUCGUUUUUGUGGGCCGGUGCGUUCGAUGGGAUUGGAUUUCGUGAGAAGGGCAGGGUUUUGAACUGUAGAGGAAUUCCCACCGCUAUUAGUCUCUACGCCUUUUGUUACUGUGCGCAUCCGGUUUUCCCCACACUGUACACUUCGAUGAGGAACCAAAAGAAGUUCUCCAGGGUAUUGCUCGUUUGCUUUCUCGUCUGCACGAUGGGAUAUGCGUCCAUGGCGGUUUUAGGGUAUCUCAUGUUCGGUUCUCAAGUGGAGUCUCAAAUAACUUUAAAUCUCCCUACUAAUAAAAUUAGCUCGAAAGUUGCUAUCUACACUACCCUUGUGAAUCCGUUAGCUAAGUAUGCAUUGAUGGUGACUCCAAUUGUGAGUGCUCUUGAGAAACGUUUCAUAUCGAGCCCGAAAAGAGGGCUAAGCACUUUGAUAAGGACUGGAUUGGUAUUAAGCUCAAUUAUUGUGGCACUUGCGGUACCCUUCUUCGAAUAUCUAAUGUCACUUGUCGGUGCUUUUCUGAGCGUGACAGCUUCGAUCAUUCUUCCGUGUUUGUGCUUCUUGAAGAUUUCGGGAACUUACCGAAGAUUUGGGCUUGAAUCGGUUGCGUUAUGGGGAAUUGUGUUGACUGGUGUUGUUGUUCUUGUUAUAGGUACUUGCACAGCUUUGCAGGAGAUUUAUGAGCAUUUGGUUGGAUAGUGUAAUUAGUAAUUAUAUUUGUACUAAUAUUUAUUUAAUGCCUUUUUUUAAAAAAAUCUUUUUUACGAUGUAAU